Messenger RNA from Cynoglossus semilaevis (tongue sole), 980 nucleotides. RefSeq names its product golgin A7 family, member Bb (gene golga7bb). The transcript has 5 exons. Bases 71 to 550 code for a protein of 159 amino acids. Gene Ontology annotation, cellular component: palmitoyltransferase complex. Lineage: Eukaryota; Metazoa; Chordata; Actinopteri; Pleuronectiformes; Cynoglossidae. Gene Ontology annotation, biological process: protein targeting to membrane; peptidyl-L-cysteine S-palmitoylation. The record is from RefSeq and is a predicted model, not a curated record.
CCCCACUAACUCAGCCCACAGCUGUCGUGUUCUGCUCGGGACAGACCCUGCUGCAGCCUCUCACUGCAUUAUGGCGACAGAGUUCCACAACCUACAGGAGCUGAGGCACAGUGUAUCACUGGUAACUAAGGUGUUCAUACAGAGAGACUACUGCGAAGGGACCGUCUGCCGCUUCCAGACCAAGUUCCCGUCAGAGCUUGACACCAGGAUUGAGCCAACCCUGCUGGAGGAGACGGUGAAGACCUUGAACUCUUAUUAUGCGGAGGCUGAAAAAAUCGGGGGUCAGUCGUACCUGGAAGGAUGUCUGGCCUGUGCAACGGUUUACAUAAUCUUCCUGUGUAUGGAGACACGCUACGAGAAGAUCCUGAAGAAAAUCUCAGGCUACAUCCAGGAGCAGAACGAGAAGAUCUACGCUCCUCGAGGUCUGCUGCUCAUGGACCCCAUCGAGAGAGGCAUGAGGGUGCUAGAAAUCAGCGUCUUUGAAGACCAAGGCUCGGGCAGCUCCAGCCCCAGCAGCAGCAUGUCAUCAGCAGGCAGCAGCGCUCGGUGACUGGAGGACCAGCGCCAGGGUUACGGGUUCCACUACAGGGGCAGCGGGACAUUUACCAACAUCCGCAUGCUGAAGCAUGAGAGCACCAGGUUCUGAAAACAAGCGGUGAGAAAAAUGCAUAGAGAUGAGCCACAUCAUUCACGGUCUCCCUGCAGCAGAGGAAUAACACACCACCUCUGGAACAAGAGCCGGUUUACACAAACACACUGGAUACGCAACAGAAUCAACACAAGUGCAACACAACCCACACAAUAGCAAUAGGCUCACGCAGGACGAGCCAACAAUCAUAGAGUCUGUAUGGGGAAUAGAUUUCACUUUCCAGCAGCUAUCCAAACCACAAUAAUCCUCCUCUUUUUUUUUCCCAUUUUUCUUUUUUUUUCCAUUCACCUUUUCUCUCAUUCCUUCACGUCUCUUUCCAUGAGUCACACUC